AUGUCGUCAGCUCCGUUGCUUGCUGACUCACGAGUUGGGAAGAGAUCAUCUCGGAAGAAAGAAACUGUCCUUCAGUCAGCAGAAAAGGACUACCCCUCAGCAGCCGCUCUCCACCGCGCAGAACACUUCACCACCCCAAGCCCGCCUAGCACCGCCCCCUACGUGCCCAGGGCAUACUGGGACGACCGCAGCCCCGCCUCGGCACUGGGUGACGGGCGCGGGACGGGGGAGGCGGGACCGGAGGGCGGAACGUGGGGAGGCGGAACGUGGGGAGGCGGGACCGGAGGGCGGAACGUGGGGAGGCGGAACGUGGGGAGGCGGGACCGGAGCGCGGGACGUUGGGAGGCGAGACGCUCCGCCCCUUCCCCUGCCCCCGCCCAUAACGACACUGCUGCGCCACCCCGCCCCCGCCGGCAGCCGCCCGCCAAUCAGCGCGCGAAUAGAAAGGGAGGGCGAGAGGUGCGUCUCCUUCCGCUGGGGCAGUUUGAAACGGCCGGUGGCAGUGGCAGGGGUGGCCGCUGUCGGCAGGAUCAAUAUGAAGAACUGCUUUGUUAUGCUGUAGUGACUUCGAAGUUUGAACAGUGUGUUUUCAAGUGGUCAGAGCCUGCUUCAGAACUGACAGCAGGUGGCAGAUUUUCACGUGUAAGGGAUGAUGCCAUUCUCCAUAAGACUCCAGUCUUAAUAUCGGUGAAAGAGCCUCCUGAGGCCAAUAUGGAAAGACUUUGCCCUGUUCCUUCAGAAGAGACUUCUUCACAAGGGUCCACGUGUGGUCCAGCAGAAACCAGUGAAAUCAUAGUGACUGAAUUAACUUUACCUGACGAAAAUGUAACUCAAAUAGAAAACAUACUUGAUUUUUGGAGUGGAAGUCUUAAGACAAAUGUUCUGACUGAAUUGAGAAAAUGGAAGCUUAGUUUGAUUGAACAUCAUAAACUUCAAAUGACACAAGAAAAAGAGAAACAUGCUGCACAUGUGAGACAACUGAACAAUGAGAUGGAAAACUUGAAGGAGUUGCUACACACUUACGAAAUCUCUCUUGGCAGGAAAGAUGAGGUGAUUACUAACUUGACCCAAGCAUUGGAGAGACAAAAGGAGAGAACAGAGUUGAUGAGAAAGUUUACACUGUGGCGGAUUCAGCAUGUUAAAGCCAAACAAGAGGAAUAUGAAAACAGAAUAGCAGACAGGCAAUUCCGAACAGCUUUGUUGAAGAAAGUAUGGGCUGCAUGGCGUUCUCUUAGUGAAGGAAAAUGGAAAGAAAAAGUAGAAAAAGCCUGUCAAUUAAGGGCUGAAGAUGUCUGUAUUCAGCUCACCAAUGAUUACGAAGCUAAAAUUGCAGAGCUAACUGCUGCUUUGGAACAGACAAAAGCUGAGAUGCUGCGGCUGCACAGUGAAAGAGAACAGUAUGAAGACACCAUGAAGAAAGCCUUUAUGCGUGGUGUAUGUGCUUUGAAUCUGGAAGCAAUGACCAUGUUUCAGGGCAAGGACAGUAGGACAGAUCCUGAUGUAGGAAGUAGGAGAAACGAUAAUGGUACCAUUGUUGCAGGAAGACCCCCUCCUUCACAAUACAAUCCACCCUCACCACCACCUCCACCAGCAGCUGCUCUUCCGCUGGACGACAUGUUUUCUACCCACCUGGAUCACGCGAGCACUUCUCAGACCAGGCUACAUUCUGAUUCUCCAGUAAUUGUCACUAGCUCAGCUGCAGGAUAUGGUGUGGUGGCAACCCAAAGACUGCCCACGGCAAAAGUCAUAACAUCUGCUCAACAGAAAGCGGGAAGAACAAUCACUGCUCGAAUCACAGGGCGAGCUGAUAUGGGACAAAAAGCCAGAAUCUGUGGUAGUUUAGCAGUGAUGGGAGUUGCUCCACCCAUGAGUUCAGUCAUUGUUGAAAAACAUCAUCCAGUUACUCAGCAAACCAUAUCCCAAGCUACUGCUGCAAAAUAUCCUCGAACUCUGAUCCAUUCUUCUGGUUCUACCACUGUGAGACCUCCAGGACAAGCUGGGCGAAUGCUUCAAGGUCAAACUCAGACCAGUAUUCAGUCAAUAAAAGUUGUUGACUGAGUACCCUUCUCACCACUAGGAAGUUUUAUCAAGGUACUAUUUAAACCUCUUCGCAGUCUUUUCAGAUUUGAUGUAGCAAGACCUAAAGUAUGUAUCAUGUUUUCACCCUUUUCUAAAAAAAGAAUUUUAAAGUGCUUUUAUAGUAAACAUCUGGAGGGGGGAGGAAAGAACUACCUCCAAAGUACCUGAGAACUUAUUUUAUUACAACACUUUUUAUUUAAGGGAUCUUUUGCCCACUUUUAAAUAAAGGAUAGAACCUGA
This is a messenger RNA of Colius striatus (speckled mousebird), 2319 nucleotides long. It is a transcript of the gene POC5, whose product is annotated as POC5 centriolar protein. NCBI's taxonomy places the organism in Eukaryota, Metazoa, Chordata, Aves, Coliiformes, Coliidae. Gene Ontology annotation, cellular component: centrosome. Bases 1 to 2058 code for a protein of 685 amino acids. The record is from RefSeq and is a predicted model, not a curated record. The transcript has 13 exons.